CUAAUGGUGGCAAUAGUCCGCGAGACAAUUGAACCAAAAUUGACAUUGACAUUUCUGAGAGUCGCUUACUCACAAAUAUUUCAAUUUCAAUUUAAAUUUCAAUUUCAAUCAUUCGUAUAGAUAUUUGUAGAUUUCAGAAUGACAGAGACAGAAAAGGAAACAUCUACCAAGACAAUUACCAAAGAAGUGGAUGAACAAUCUCCUGAAUCCAUAGUGAAGGAGAUUGAACAAUCAUUUUCAUUGAUUUCCAAAACAGCAUCAAGUUUCGAUAAUCGUUAUAUCACCAAAGUAUUUCGUGAUUUAGGACCAUUAAGACGGAAAUUAACCAAACCAAUUCUUGUCACUAUCAUCAAUAAAUUAUAUCCAGAUUCUCAUUCAAAUAAACAAUACCUUAUUGAAGUAUUAGAUGGAAUUAACAGUGAUAGUGGAGAAACCAAAAUGGAAAUUGAUCAUGAAAAUAAUGAUGAUAUUGAAGUUGAUGUUGAUGAAGAUAUUCUUAUUCCAGAAGUAGAAUUAUAUGUUCAUCUAUUAGUUCAAGUAUUUCUUUUAGAUCAAAAUCAAUUGGAAAAAUUGAAUACUUUAAAUGAUAAUAUUAUUCAAUUAAUGAAAUUAUAUAAUAAAAGAUCUUUGGAUUUUAUUGAAGCUAAAAUAUGGUUUUAUAUUGCUAGAACCAAAGAAUUACUUGAAGAUUUACAUACAAUUCGUACAGAAUUAUUGAAUAGUUUAAGAACUGCUACUUUAAGGCAUGAUACUGAAACUACCUCAUCGAUAAUAACUUUAUUAUUAAGAAAUUAUUUAUUGACUCAUGAUAUUAAUCAAGCAUCAAAUUUAGUUGAAAAGACCAUUUUCCCAGAAAAUGCUAGUAAUGCAUUAGCUGCUAGAUAUUAUUAUUAUUUAGCAAGAAUUAGUGCUAUUCAAUUGGAUUAUUCUACAGCUCAUGAAUAUGUUAUUGCAGCUAUUAGAAAAGCUCCUCAAACUAAUUUAGCUAAUGGAUUUAUUCAAAGUGCUACUAAAUUAAGUAUAAUCAUUGAAUUAUUAACAGGUGAUAUACCUGAAUUGAAAACUUUUAAAAAGAAUGAAAUUGGAAAUUAUGAACCUUACUUUUAUGUUACAAAAGCUGUUAAACUUGGUGAUUUAAAUUUAUUUAGUAAAGUUGUUAAUCAAUAUGAAGAAUUAUUUAAAAAGGAUGAUAAUUUUACAUUAGUAUUAAGAUUACGUCAAAAUGUAAUUAAAACAGGUAUUAGAAUUAUAUCAUUAUCAUAUUCAAAGAUUUCUUUAAAAGAUAUUUGUAUAAAAUUACAUUUAGAUUCAGAAGAACUGACUGAAUAUAUAGUUUCAAAAGCUAUUAGAGAUGGAGUUAUAGAAGCAAGUAUAAAUCAUCAAAAGGGAUUUAUGCAAUCUAAAGAAUUAUUAGAUAUUUAUUCAACUAAAUUACCUCAAUCUGAAUUUGAUCAAAGAAUUAAUUUUUGUUUACAAUUAAGAAAUGAUAGUGUUAAAUCUAUGAGAUAUCCAAGUGAUAAUGAUAAUAAAUCAGAACUUAAUGGUAAAUCAGAUUCAAAAGGUGAUGAAAUUGACCUUAUAAGAGCCAUUGAAGAUGGUGAUUUAGAUGAUUUCAUGGAUUAGUUAAAAUUAAUUAAUAUAUUUAGCAUCCUCUACUAUAUAUAUAUAGAAUAAUACAAAAUAUAAAAAAUUGUCUUGUUCG
This is a messenger RNA of Scheffersomyces amazonensis, 1702 nucleotides long. It is a transcript of the gene RPN3, whose product is annotated as proteasome regulatory particle lid subunit. Gene Ontology annotation, molecular function: protein binding; enzyme regulator activity. Gene Ontology annotation, cellular component: proteasome complex; proteasome regulatory particle, lid subcomplex. The record is from RefSeq and is a predicted model, not a curated record. The coding region runs from base 139 to 1623 and encodes 494 amino acids. NCBI's taxonomy places the organism in Eukaryota, Fungi, Ascomycota, Pichiomycetes, Serinales, Debaryomycetaceae. Gene Ontology annotation, biological process: ubiquitin-dependent protein catabolic process; regulation of protein catabolic process. The transcript has a single exon.